CGAACUCACUCCCACAGAGCAGCACACACACACACAGCCGCCGCCGCCGCCGCUGCCGCUGCCGGACGGCGGCCGGAAGAUGGCCUCGCUGGCGAUCCCCGACGAGCUACUAGUGGACAUCUUCCUCCGCCUCCCCACCCCAGAAGACCUCAUCCGCGCCUCCGCCGCCUGCGUCUCCUUCCGCCGCCUCGUCGCCGACCGCUCCUUCCUCCGGCGCUUCCGCAAGAUCCACCCCCCGCCCCUCCUCGGCUUCCUCGACUCAGGUCGGCACCUCUUCCACCCCGCCGUGCCGCCUCACCCCUCCGCGCCGGCGGCCAGCGCCGUCGCCCUCGCCGCCGACUUCUCCUUCGCCUUCCUCCCCGCCCCCGCCCGGGACUGGUCCGUGCGGGAAGUCCGCGACGGCCGCGUCCUCCUCGACAGACCCCGCCGCCACGACUCCGUCGAUGGGUUCGGAGCCCUCUUCAAGGAGAUGGUGGUGUGCGACCCCUUGCACCGGCAGUAUCUCCUGCUCCCCCCAAUCCCCGAUGACCUAGCCGCUUCAGUCGUGGACCAACUCCUGGUAGAAGGGCAUUGCUUGGCCGAGACCUUCCUCGUCCCUCCCGGCAACGGCGACGAGGAGGAGGAGGGGACAUCAUUCCGGGUGAUCUGGAUGGGGCUGUUUGAAGCUAAGCUAGUGGCCGCUGUCUUCUCUUCCGGCACAGGGAAAUGGCGAGCCUUUUCAAGCGAGUUGUUGCUGGGCUUCCUGUUAUGGUCGUGGAUGGAUCUCUUCAUGUCGCGCCAUUAUGCACAUGGUUGCUUCUACUGGGUUUCAGGUUCAAUUGAAAAGUUGCUAGUGCUUGACAUUCAGAGGAUGGAGUUCUCCAUGGCUGACCACCCACUCUGUGCCAGACAUUUGGACGAUGAUGUGGCCAUCGUGGAGGCAGGCCAAGGCAUGAUUCGGAUGUUUGUGCCUAAACCCGACACAUCUCGCCUUAAAUAUAACGUUUGGCGAAACAAUGCUGGGAUUUCUACCCAGUGGCAGAUGGAGGAGAGGACGUUCUCGCUGGAUUCUGGGUCCUUGCUCACAGGUGCGGUGGGGAGGCACUUGCUCCUAUAUCAGUGUGGAAGCUCGUCGGUCCAGACAGGUGGUUUCACCCUCGACGUCGACACAUCCCAGGUUGAGAGGGUGUGUGCUUCAUUUCCUGCACCGUCACACGUAUAUUGCAACUUUUCACCAUCGUUGUUAUCGUCACCGACAGUGUCAAGUGGCGCACGCCAUGCUGACGUCCAGGGAGCUGGGGAAUCUGUGCCAGUGCCUGAAGUACAGGAAGCUGGCCCUGGGGGCGCGCAAGGAACUGUCCUCCCAGUGGUCGUUCAAGCUUCAAACCACUUGUUCGCCGUCGUCAACGAUGCCGAGGCGCGUCGUGCUGUGGCGAGGGAAAGGAGGACAGGCACACAGCAUGCUGCUGAUGUCCAGGGAGCGGGGAGCGCUGUGCCGGUGCCCCAAGUGGAAGAAGCUGACCCUGGAGGCGUGCAAGGACCUGCCCUUGCAGUGGCCGCUCGAGCUCCAAACCCCUUGCUCGUCGUCGACAGUGAUGCUGAGGAGGGUCGUGGCGGGCAGAGGAGGCGGCGCGCUGGGGCUGGACCUGUGGGGGGUGCAGGGGCUGGUAGCCGAGCUAGAGAGGGCGCGCGAGGAGACAAGGAGCCAGAGUAGCAGUACCAUUGCAUCCACGACGACCAAGGGAGUCAGGGUUGGAUGAGUGACUCGUUCCUUUUUGUAAGUUUGUUGUGUGUUGGUCGCUGGUUAUGAGGUUGAUGAGCAAGGUUGGAUUGCAAAGCUUUCACCGUUAGCUGCCCUGUUGGUCGCCGUGUCAUCGUCGAUUUUGUUGCGGCCUCGACUCAUUAGCUGCAUUGCGUGGCUGUGGGCCGUGAGGCAACGCUCGUCCAUGGUGUAUAAGAUUGGUAUUCAGCCCCCACUGUUGUGAGUAGACAUUCAUCUGAGUUAA
This is a messenger RNA of Triticum dicoccoides, 1985 nucleotides long. RefSeq lists its product as uncharacterized. The transcript is spliced from 3 exons. Lineage: Eukaryota; Viridiplantae; Streptophyta; Magnoliopsida; Poales; Poaceae. Bases 80 to 1693 code for a protein of 537 amino acids. Gene Ontology annotation, molecular function: protein binding. The record is from RefSeq and is a predicted model, not a curated record.